AUGGCAUUGCCGGUAUCCGACGGAAUCUUUCGUUAUCAGCCAAGAAAAGGAUGCGCAUCUCCGAAUCAGGAGUCUUGUGACACGUCGUCUGUUUACAUCAUGCAACUAUUCCGGGGUACUCGGCAUUGGAACACGCGUAUCCGUAUCCACUCCCCUGAGGGCCAAGCUAAAAAAGCUGCAGCUAUGAUGUCGAUGCUCAGUGACAAACAAUGGCAUGUCCAAGCCAGUGGAAGAAACACGUGCCAGCAGCGCAUGAUGAUCUGGGAUAUCAAGAUCACGAUGUUAAAGGCCACCACGCCACCAUCUAAACAACCCAAAUGCGUAACUCCAAUAAAAAAACAACGGUUCCAAACACUGACUGUAUAUGCUAUGUGGUAA
This is a messenger RNA of Fusarium graminearum PH-1, 378 nucleotides long. RefSeq lists its product as uncharacterized. The transcript is spliced from 4 exons. The coding region runs from base 1 to 378 and encodes 125 amino acids. NCBI's taxonomy places the organism in Eukaryota, Fungi, Ascomycota, Sordariomycetes, Hypocreales, Nectriaceae. The record is from RefSeq and is a predicted model, not a curated record.